Haemonchus placei is the source of this 477-nucleotide messenger RNA. The record is from the annotation of a GenBank genome assembly. Lineage: Eukaryota; Metazoa; Nematoda; Chromadorea; Rhabditida; Trichostrongylidae.
AUGUCGGUCGCUGAUGUUACGAAGUUCUACACGGAAUCGGAUCGUCGUAUCCUUCGCGCUGGAUUCUGUUAUCCAGCGCGUGGAGGGAGAGGUGUGAGGUUUAGGAAACGGAGCUACGAAACCUUUAUUCACUGGGAUCACUUCGCUCUCCUUGCGAGUGAUUGGGAAGAUUCCUAUUCCGUCAUCAACAAUAUUGAUGAGGAUUACAACGGAUCUGUCGAACACCUUGAAGACGGUGCUAGUGGAGCGGAGCGUCUACGAGUAUUCAAGAAUAGUCUAGUCUUUGAGCUGAUACGCCAACAUGGAAUGAGAGCUGCAGGCAAUCAUCAAAAAACGUUCGAAUUUUCGAAGCCAUGCAUAGAAGUGGUAAAGGAAAAUCUGAAAGAGGGAAAGGUCUUCUACGACUUCCUCUCGGAUAUCCGGCAGCCGCCUCUACCUGCCAUCACCUAUCUUAGAUAUAACGCUGUAUCGGAAUAG